GAAAAGCCUCUGCUCAAGUUGUUUCAGAGAAAUACAUAACACUCAUUAAAGGAUAUGCCCUGGCAUUGACCUGCAAAGUCAACGAAGAAACAAUAAACAUAACGUGGAAAAAAGAUGGAGAAACAAUAACAGAAAGAGCAGUUAUAGAAACACGAUUAGACGAGACAAAGAGUAAACUUGCUCUUACUGAAGUUGUGGAAGAGGACAGUGGUGAAUAUUCUUGUGAAGCACGUAACAAGCUAGGAACUGUGGCUCGCUCUGUUGUGAUAGUAAAUGUCAAAGAGGCUCCCCCCAGCAGCUCACUGGAGUGGUACUACAUUGGGGGACCUUUGGCUGCUGUCGUUUUUCUACUGGCGCUCAUUUCAUACAUUAAAAAACGGCGUGAGACAGCCCCACCUGAGGUGCCACCUAGGCUGCGUGAAGGGGACGAUGAAGUUGAGAUGGAUCAGCUGAACGUAAACACAGAUGGAUGGGAGAUUGCAGUUGACCGCCUGAUCCUUCGCGAGCAUAUUGGCAGAGGGGCAUUCGGUUCAGUGUGGCGAGCGCUACUGGGUCGUUCUCGAGGCAGACCUGGAAAUCGCACGGUUGCUGCGAAAUGCUUCCUACCAAUCUCCGGAGAGAAAGGAAGGAAGAUAUAUAUUUGA
This is a messenger RNA of Pocillopora verrucosa, 644 nucleotides long. Lineage: Eukaryota; Metazoa; Cnidaria; Anthozoa; Scleractinia; Pocilloporidae. The record is from RefSeq and is a predicted model, not a curated record.